Molecule: messenger RNA, 2048 nt
Organism: Meriones unguiculatus (Mongolian gerbil)
Lineage: Eukaryota; Metazoa; Chordata; Mammalia; Rodentia; Muridae
Gene: Noxred1
Product: NADP dependent oxidoreductase domain containing 1
Exons: 7
Biological process (GO): L-proline biosynthetic process
Molecular function (GO): pyrroline-5-carboxylate reductase activity
Source: RefSeq, a predicted model, not a curated record
CUAAGAUCUAUAUGAUACUCCAAUCUGAAAGAGAAUAUUGACAUCCAAAAUCUUCGGUUGGGAAAAACAAGUCCCAUGCUGGCUUGGUUUAGCAUUCCGACAAGUAGUGAAAGGAACUGUGUCCUCCUGGCAUGCAGGCCAGGGAAGUUUGUAGGUGUGUCUUGCCCCUUUAAGACCAGAGGCUAGAAUGAACUGGUUGCUAAUGAGUCAUAAUGAUAACUCUCUCAGGUGGCUCACCAUCCACAUGCAGUUUUUAUCUGACCAAGCCAGUUCGGAGGAAUUGGACUUCUCUCUGUUCAUUGGUGAGAGUUGGGGUUGUAACUCUCUAGGCUUAUUUUCUAAGAUCAAAGUGCCCAUGCUCUAGAUAAAGGAUCGGUGCUCCUCAGUUUAGGCUCUUUUCUACCCUACAGGGCACACAGAGUUUACUGAGAGUGGAGAUUUUCUUUGAAAUGAGGUCCUGUGUGAUCAGCAAUAUUUCUGAAGCCCAAGGAAUGAAUAGAAGGGGAAAACCCUUCUCGGCUGAGAACACCUCUGAACCCUGCUGCUCUUGUAACUCCUGCUGAAAAAUACACCUGUAGCCAGUGUGACUCACUAUGACUGUGGACUCCUUUUCAGGUUUCAGGAAUCCAGGAUAGCAAUUAGGAAGCCCCAGAAACCCCACUCAGACAGAGAUGCUAACCUCCAAGUUCAGAAUCUGGAAGGAGAGUGGUGCAGAAGCCCACACCGUGACCUCGUCCCACACACCUUCAUAUUUACGCCCCUCUGCCUGAGGCCCGUUCUCCAGGGCGGGGAGUCAUCUUGAUUGGUGUCUGUCACUGCAGGCGAUGGUACUUUGGACAUGAAUAUACUAGAUGACCUUGAGUUCCUCAAGUUUGAAUAUGGGAUUCCAGAGGAGGAGCGGUACUGGCUGUACUUGAAGGGACGGCACCGGGGACUGAUGACCAAGGGCUGUGCCCAUGCAGCCUUCUUUUGCAAACUGCUCUGCACUUUGAGGUAAGCUAGUUGAGGAAGACACAAGUAUCGCCGUGCAGCGGCUGUGCACACCUUCAAUACCAGCACUCCGGAGAAGAUAAAGGUGGGCAUCAUUGGAGGUGGCCACCUUGGAAAGCAGCUGGCUUACGUACUGCUGAGACGUGUCCCCAUCCCUGCUGAGAACCUGUGGAUCUCCACACGGAGGCCAGAGUCCCUGGCUGAGCUCCAGAAACUAGGCGUCCGGUGCUCCUGUGACAACCCUUCUCUGGCCAGCUGGGCCAAAGUGUUGUUCCUCUGCUGCUUGCCGGCUCAGCUGCCCAAUAUCUGCCUAGAAAUUCAAAACAAGCUCGAAAGGACCUGCCUGGUGUACAGCUUUGUAUCCGCCAUCCCACUCCCCAGGUUGAAACUUCUACUGAACCACACCAAUAUACUGCGGCCCCACUAUCAGUUCGAGGAUUCGGACAACAUCUGGGGACAGAAUCAGAGCAUGGCAGAUGCUCUCAAGGAUCCCGAAAUUCUUCGGGCCACCUGUCCCUACUGUAAUAUUGGGGGAGUAAUCCUCAACAUCAAAUGGCUGGAGGCCGUGUUCUACGCAGUCAUCAAUGUCUGCACAUCAAUGAAUGUGUUUCACUCGCAGGCGCUGCAGCUUCUCAACAAAUUGUUCCUCUCUGUGCACUUAGAAAGCUGCAAGAAAGACAUAUCCUUGUGCCCCAAAUUUCGUUUAAUACAUUUUAUGAACAAAACCUACAUCAGGAACUUGUUUCGUAAAAGGCCUUUCCCCUGGUUUGAUCUGAUUGCUGUGCAACUCAAGGAAACUCCCUUUAGCCAGUACCUCUCAGCAACUCCUGUUCUGCAGGACCACCUUACUCUUAUGUACUGUGACUCAUUUGGCAUCUCCCAAAAUAAAGAAGAGGGUUCCACAGUUCUUCCACCCUAAGGAUGUCAGGGCUGACAGAGAGCCAUGGACUUUGAAGCUACACUAAUGACUUGAGUGUAGAAUAAAAUAUGAGGUUCUAUAUACGCCAAUAUACUUGGGUGUGUUUAGCUUUCAGAAACAGCUUAGUACAUUGCUUCCC